Magnolia sinica is the source of this 1470-nucleotide messenger RNA. RefSeq lists its product as uncharacterized. NCBI's taxonomy places the organism in Eukaryota, Viridiplantae, Streptophyta, Magnoliopsida, Magnoliales, Magnoliaceae. The record is from RefSeq and is a predicted model, not a curated record. The transcript is spliced from 3 exons. Bases 52 to 1470 code for a protein of 472 amino acids.
CUCGGCUUUCUUUGAUUGUAGGCAACAUGAUUGAACGAAGAAAGUGUAGUGAUGCUCGCACAACCAAAAUCAAAGAAAUACUUUAGUCCUAGAUAUACCUCAAGAAAUCCCUACCCUCAAAGGGCCCAACCCUACGAGCAUGUAGAUGCAAGGAAUGACAAUAGGGACCUAAGAAGACCUGACCCUCGAUCGGUCAAACUUGACCAGAAUGGCAACAGGGACUUGAGAACACCUAACUCUCGAUCGUUCAAACCCUACCAGAAUGGCAAUAGGGAUACAAGAUUACCUGACUCCCGAUGGGUCGAACCCGGGACCCAAGACUACCUGAGCCUCGAUCAGUCAAACCCAACCAGAAUGGCAACAAGGACCCAAGACUACUUGAACCUUGAUCGGUCAAACCCGACGAAAAUGGCAGCAAGGACCCAAGACUACUUCAACCUUGAUCGGUCAAACCCGACGAAAAUGGCAGCAAGGACCCAAGACUACUUAAGCCUCGAUCAGUUGAACCCAACCAGAAUGGCAGGAGGAACCCGAGAUUACCCGACCUUCAAUCGGUCAAACCCGACCAGAAUGGUUGCGGGGACCCGAGACUAUCCAGCCAUCGAUCGAUCAAACCCGACAAGGAUGGUAGCAGGGACCCAAGACUACCUGGCCCUCGAUCGGUCAAACCCGACCAAAAUGGCUGCAAGGACCCGAGAUUACCCGACCCUCGAUCGGUCAAACCCGACCAUAAUGGCUACAAGGAUCCGAGACUACCCAAUGCUCGAUCGGUCAAACCCGACCACAAUGGCUACAAGGACCCGAGACUACCCAACCCUCGAUCGGUCAUAUCCGACCAAAAUGGCUGCAAAGAUCCAAGACUACCCGACCCUUGACCAGUCAAACCCCACCAGAAUGACAUCAAGCACCCAAGACUACUUGACCAGAAUGGUAGUGAGGACCUACCCGACCGUCGAUCAGUCAAACCCGAAUAGAAUGACAGUAAGGACCCGUGUCUACCCGACCGUCGAUCGGUCAAACCCGACCAGCAUGGCACCAAGGAUCCAAGACUACCCAACCCUUGAUCAGUCAAACCCAACCAAAAUGGUAGGAGGGACCCAAGACUACCCAACACUUUAUCAACCAAACCCGACCAGAAUGGUAGCAAGGACCCGAGACUACCUGACCCUCGAUCAGUCGAACCCGACCAGAAUGGCAACAGGGAACCGUGACCACCUUAUCCUGGAUCGAUCAACCGCGGACAGAAUGGCGACAAGGACUCAAGAAUACCUCACCAUUGAUUGGUCAAACCCUACCAGAAUGGUGGAUAGAAGCCAAGACUACCUAGCUCUCUAUCAGUCGAACCCGACCAGAAUUGCAGCGGGGACGCAAGACUAUAUGACCCUCGAUCGGUCAAAACCAAUGCAGCGCAUGCCGAAUCCAUCCGCACAGGAGGUUACCUCACUCAAUGAAGGAGACAUUCUUAUUUAG